Alternaria rosae is the source of this 1923-nucleotide messenger RNA. RefSeq names its product hydroxymethylglutaryl-CoA synthase. NCBI's taxonomy places the organism in Eukaryota, Fungi, Ascomycota, Dothideomycetes, Pleosporales, Pleosporaceae. Gene Ontology annotation, molecular function: hydroxymethylglutaryl-CoA synthase activity. Gene Ontology annotation, biological process: acetyl-CoA metabolic process; ergosterol biosynthetic process. The transcript is spliced from 4 exons. The coding region runs from base 158 to 1537 and encodes 459 amino acids. The record is from RefSeq and is a predicted model, not a curated record.
GUGCUAGCAUUGCCACGAAACUGAUUGCCGCUACUAAACUGCACCUUGCCAUUGUCGCGUAGGAUUUACUCGUCAAGUACUUAAGGCGGUGAACUCCCCUCCCUCGCCAACACACUCCCUUUCUGCUCCUCACACAACACUAUACACUACUGCAAACAUGGCUGCUCGUCCCUCCAACAUCGGUAUCAAGGCCAUUGAGCUUUACUUCCCCAGCCAGUGCGUUGACCAGGCCGAACUCGAGAAGUUCGAUGGCGUCUCCCAGGGCAAAUACACCAUUGGUCUCGGCCAGACCAAGAUGUCCUUCUGCGACGACCGCGAGGACAUCUACUCCCUCGCCCUGACCACCGUCACCUCCCUCUUCAAGAAGUACAAUGUCGAUCCCAAGAGCAUUGGCCGCCUCGAAGUCGGUACCGAGACUCUGCUCGACAAGUCCAAGUCGGUCAAGUCGGUGCUCAUGCAGCUCUUCGAGGAGUCUGGCAACUACAACAUUGAGGGUGUUGACACUGUCAACGCCUGCUACGGAGGAACCAACGCGCUCUUCAACUCCGUCAACUGGAUGGAGUCCUCGGCCUGGGACGGCCGUGACGCCGUCGUGGUCGCUGGAGACAUUGCGCUGUACAAGAAGGGCAACGCUCGCCCGACUGGUGGCGCUGGAUGCGUAGCCAUGCUCAUCGGCCCCAACGCGCCCAUUGUCAUGGACGCUGGCCAGCGCGGUUCCUACAUCAGGCACGCCUACGAUUUCUACAAGCCCGACUUCACCAGCGAGUACCCUGUCGUCGACGGCCACUUCUCCGUCCGCUGCUACACCGAGGCUGUCGAUGCCUGCUACAAGGCCUACAACGAGCGCGAGAAGACCCUCAAGUCGCAACAAAAUGGAAACGGCGUAAACGGCAGCAGCGAGCUCGAGACUGCUCUCGACCGCUUCGACUACAUGGCUUUCCACGCACCUACCUGCAAGCUCGUCGCCAAGUCGUACGCGCGUCUGCUCUACAACGACUACCUCGCCAACCCCUCCAACCCCAUCUUCUCCGAGGUUCCCGCUGAGCUUCGCGACAUGGACUACGCCACCUCUGUCAGCGACAAGACCGUAGAGAAGACCUUCAUGGGUCUCGCUAAGAAGCGCUACGCGGCUCGCGUCCAGCCCAGCAUCCAGGUCCCGACCCAGUGCGGUAACAUGUACUGCGGCAGUGUCUACGGUAGCUUGUGCAGCUUGCUCGCCAACAUCAGCAGCCAGGACCUCGAGGGCAAGCGCAUUGGUAUGUUCAGCUACGGAAGUGGUCUGGCCUCAUCUUUGUUCUCCUUCACCGUCAAGGGCAGCACCGAGAACAUUGCUAAGCAGCUUGACAUCCAAAACCGUCUCGAGAAGAGGCGUGUAGUCGCCCCUGAGGUUUACGACGAGAUGUGCAACCUCCGUGAGCAGGCUCACCUCCAGAAGGACUUCACCCCCAAGGGAAGCGUUGACACCAUCGUUCCCGGCACCUACUACCUCACCGGCGUCGACGGCAUGUUCCGCCGCUCCUACGAAGUUAAGCAGUAGACGCGUUGUCUACCGCAUUAUACCCACCACAACUUCAUUUCUUCCUUCGCUUGCAUUCUGAGCAUUUGCGGGAGUCAUCUCCAUGAUUCAGCUUAGACUCAAAAGGUUGCAUUAUUUCACACUUGGCGUAUGGGACAGUGGCCCCACUUUGCCGACCGCAGGGUUGUGGGAGUCGUGGUACACGAACAUUUACGAUGGAUGAUAGGGAUGGGAAGGAUCAUACAUGUAUAUUGUCUAGAUCUGCAUGGUGGCAUGACAAGAGUCGUGCCAUCUUAAUAUUGGCUUCUGAAUGAGGCAUCGACACUGUAGAUAGACUAAUGCGAUGUUUACAACUUUACCAUGGUCCUACAGCGAGGUAAAAGUCUUAUCCAUACCGACAUCGGCGC